Trichobilharzia regenti is the source of this 2853-nucleotide messenger RNA. The record is from the annotation of a GenBank genome assembly. NCBI's taxonomy places the organism in Eukaryota, Metazoa, Platyhelminthes, Trematoda, Strigeidida, Schistosomatidae.
UAGACUCAUUAAAUGACUAUUUACCUACUCAUUUAACAUCUGAAUCAAUACAAAUUAUCCCAAACUAUAUUUGUUCAAUGUUACACGAAAGAUAUAAUAUUCCAGUUCAACUGGAUGGAAUAAAAGCUUUAAAAGAAUAUGUAAAGAAAAGAUUUUGUUGUGAAAAUGCCUAUGAGUUAUUUGAAAAUGAAAAGCAUUACAUUCAAGGUGUUCAAUGCCUACUAAUAAGUAUAUUUCAUCUAAUGAAUAAUCAGUUAGCCUUUAUGAUUGUUCAUUUUGCUGAUGUAAUAUUGAUGUUACUACGCAAUCUACCCAACUUUGUGAUACGUUCAAGUGUCAGAGAGAUAUUUUCACUAUGUAAUGUAAUUUUGAAGAAUAAUUUAAAACCAGUGCAUAGCAUAAUGCGUAAAAUAUUAAUAGAAUUGUUGAAACAUUUCCCGCCUAAUUUUAUCCUCGAUGAAUUAUGGAUAUGCAUGAAAAAUGCCAAUUUUCGUGUACGUACAAACGCGCUGUACAGUGUCGCAUUUAUUCUACGUAAUUUACAUGAUGAAAGUUUGGAUUUGUUGAAAAUACUUCAAAGAAUUACACAAUGUUUGAAAGACAGAAGUGGAGUAGUUCAAACAGCCGCCAUUGAAUGUUGUGCAAUCCUUAUAGGAUUACAUAAUCGAAAUUACCUCCAAAAUGAUGAUGCAUCACUUUUGUAUGUGAUUGAAAAUUUUCUUCUCGAAGAAAUGCCCGUUCUAGAAGUUGACUUUUUAUUACAAAAAAUGAAAAAAGCUAUUCAGCGUGAAAGUUUUAAGGAGAAUUUCAUCGAUGAGAAUGAUUCACUAGAGUUGGAGAUUAGUGAAAGACAAAAAUUUAGUAAAUAUGCUAAUUCAAUGAGAAGUGUACCGAGUAAUAUGAGAAGAACUGUUACAUUCCCAGCAAUGAAACCUCAUUUCAAUUAUAUUCACGAAUAUGGAAAUUCUUAUUCAAAUAUUUGGUCAACUUAUCCUGACUUCAAGAGAUCCUAUUCAUUGGAUUAUAGGAAUCCUUCUGACACUGUGUUAUUAUAUAGAACAAAAACAACACCCACAUCAGCUGCAACAACAACAACAAUACCGAAUAAUCUUCAUAUUUAUUCCACUCCUACCCAUAGAAGAGAUUCCAAUGAUAUCCACCAUAUGAUGAAUAGUGAUUCAUACUAUCGUAUUUCAGAAGAACACAAAGCAGCUGCAAAGAAUAGAAAACCUGAUUUCUGUGACAAUGUUCGUCGAUAUCUGAAUAAACAGAAUCAACAGUAUCCUUCUGACUGUCAGAUAAUCCCUGAAACACUUCCAUUCGCUAGGAAAGCUAGCGGGAUGAAAACAGACCAUGAUAAAAUAUAUAAGAGAAAAAAAUCAAUAAAUGUCAAUGAGAUCAAUCAUUAUUCAACAAGCUGGUAUAAUCAAGAUGAUGAUAAUGAGAUAGGUCAAUCUCUUGAGACUUUACGUGAUUCAGUAUCACGAAAACGUAAACAAUGGUUAUCAGAUCAAGUCAAUAAAUUGAAUACUGAAAGAACAACAAUAGGAUGUCACCAUGAUGAUGAAAUAAUAUACAUUGGAGAGGGAAUAAAAGCAGAAAAUCAAGAUAUGCCGCCGUUGAUAAACACAAAAAUGUUGGACAGUUUUGAUACUGAUGAUUACAUAACCAAUACUGUAAAUGAUCAGAAUGUCAGCUUAUGUAAUUAUGAUAAAAAUCCAACAAAUACAUGGAGAAAUUAUGCACUUUGUUCAGCAAAUACGCGAUUUUGUGAUAUUCCAGAAACUUCCCCAAGUUAUAAAAUGUACAGAAUAAUGAAUGAUGUUCAUAAACCUUCUGUGCAUACAGAACAAUCAAAAAUGGACAGUAAUCAUCAUUAUGAUAAUUUAAACAAACAAAAACUUUCAGGACAUAAAAAAUCAACACGCUACCCAGAAUCCUAUCAAGAAAGAUAUACGAGUAAUUCAAAGAUUGAAAAGAAAAUACCAAAUAGUCGAAAAAUCAAAAAGGCUAGAACAUUAUCAACACCAAUUGAAGUGGAACAAUUUAAAAAAAUCGAAGAACAAAUUAUUGAAUAUUUAACAUCAGAUAAUUGGGAAGAUCAGAAUAAAGCUACAAAUAUUAUACAAAGUUUACUUAAAACAAUGAAUGUUAAACCAUUAGAAGUUAUAUUCAGUGAUAUAAAACAAAGAAGUAUAUUAAUUAAUGGGAUUGAAAAAUCUAUCAGGUGUUUACGUUCACAAGUGUGUCGUAAUGGUUUAAAAACACUCCAUCAAUUAUGCGAUUAUUUAAAAUGUGUCCAUCAAGGUUGUCUACUUGAUGCCUAUUCAACACCGAUAAUCACCACACUGUUAAGUCGAAUUAGUGAAGAUUCAAGUACAAAAUUUUUACAGAAUGAAGCAAACAAGACACUGGAAACUUACAUAUCUUGUAUAGAUGAAGUAACCGCUAUCCAAUCAAUGUGUACACAUGUGUGGGAAAGCAUUUCACGUAGUAAUAUACGUCGUAAUGCCAUUGGUAAAAUGUUAACUUAUAUAUUUUGUAAUAAAUUACAAACUGGUAAAAAGAAUGCAAUACUGUUCAAACGGCUAGGAAGUGAUGGUAUUGAGCGGUUAAUUAAAGUUGUACACCAGUUAGUAAAUGAUAAAUUAUCAGAUACAAGACAAUACGGUCGCAGAAUACUUGAACGACUCACACUGAUCGCAGACAUUGAUGAAGUUUAUAAGAAGAUAUCAUCCUAUGAAAAUCCUGUCUGAUGGACAGAAACAGUAAGUAAGCAGUUGAAGAAGGCAAGAAAUGUUAACAUCUGACAAUUCAACAUAUUUAGAAUAAAUAAACUCUCUGAUACAAAAG